CCUGACAGUGUUGUAGUGUGUCCGCCAUCCAGAAGACGGCGCCACUGGUGUUGCUUAAGCGGAGCCACCCAGUUGGUACAGAAACAAAUAUGGCGCACCACCCAAAAAAAGGAAAACGAAAAGGUCGGCGGAUUCCGACAUUCCUGAGAAAGAUGUUGAAAGGACCCUUCAGAUAUUGGUCGACUCGCGCGGCUCCUUUGUCAUGCCGCUGACAGCCGUAGUCCAGAUGAAUGCCAAAGCUCCCAUCAGGAUCCGAUGAUUACAGGGCAGCUGAGCAAGCCGCUGCUCUCCCUGCGCAGCGACAUGAGCGCGGCAGAACUCCGGGCGGACGACAAAGCGGCCACCCCAGACAGCGAUUUGAACGACGAACCCUUGCUUCUGCCCUCUGAGUCCACGGACAGAGAGGGCACUCCCAGCAAACUGUACGGAGUUCGUGACGGAUCAGUUCAGUCUGACACCAGCAGCAGUCCGUCGGAGCAGAGUCAUCUGGGCCAGUCUCAUCCAGGAUACCCAAUGGGCCCACAGUCUCUCCUGGUGGCCCAGCAACUGGCCAACGCAGUGGGUGGCGUGAUGUCCGGGGCGGCGCCAGGCAUGAACCAACCCAUCCUCAUCCCUUUCAACGCAGGCGGACACCUCGGUGGACAGCAGGGCCUGGUGCUUUCCCUGCCCACGGCCAACAUCCAGAGCCUGGUGGCUGCCGCCGCUGCAGGGGGAAUCAUGACGCUCCCCCUGCAGAACCUGCAAGCUACCUCAUCACUGAACUCCCAGCUCCAGCACCUGCAGCAGCUCCAGCAGAUGCAGCAGCAUCACCAGCAGCAGCAGCAGCAGCAACAACAACAGCAGCAACAGCAGCAGCAGCAACACCAUCAUCAUCACCAACAGACCCACUCCCACACCCAGAACCAGCUGCCAACCCAGCAUCACAUGACCCCACCCAGCCAGCAGCACACCUCUGUACCAUCUCCAGGUUCCACCUGCUCCUCCACCUCUGGACACCCGCAGCAGUCCCCGCCUCACCGGCCGAACCAGUCGCCGGCUCGCAGCCUUCCCUCCCCUGUCACUCCGCCCAUACCGCUGCCGCUGAACCCCCUGGCCAGCCAGGCAGCGGUGGCAGCAGCAGCCGCCAUGGGAUCCAUCGCUGGCUCUCAGGUGUUUGGCAACACCCUCUCAAACCUGCAAGGUGCCACCGGGCAGCUUGUCACAAACGCACAAGGACAGAUAAUUGGAACAAUCCCACUGAUGCCCAACUCUGCAGGGCCCUCCAGCCAAUCAGGGGGUGGCAACCCAGCACUGCAGGUACAGCCAAUUACGCCUCAGCUUCUGACCAACGCUCAAGGCCAGAUCAUCGCCACGGUGAUCGGCAAUCAGAUCCUGCCUGUCAUCAACACCCAGGGAAUCACGCUGUCACCAAUCAAGCCCGGACAGCAGCUGCCUCAGGCUCAGCAGGGUCAGACGGGCCCUGUGUCGUCUCAAGCCAACCUGCUCCACAUGCCCCACAGACAGAGUCCUCUGCACCAGGCCUCUUCCUCCUCCUCCACCUCCUCAUCUUCCUCGGCUCUCAGCGUGGGGCAGCUGGUCAGCAACCCGCAGACUGCCCCCAGUGAGGUGGACGGGGUCAACCUGGAGGAGAUCCGCGAGUUCGCCAAAGCAUUCAAAAUCCGCCGGCUGUCUCUGGGCCUGACGCAGACCCAGGUGGGCCAGGCGCUCAGCGCGGCCGAGGGGCCGGCGUACAGCCAGUCCGCCAUCUGCAGACACACCAUCCUGAGAAGCCACUUUUUCCUACCACAGGAAGCCCAAGAGAACACUAUAGGUAGCAGUCUGACAGGCAAACUGAACCCUGGCCUUUUAUAUCCUGCCAGGUUUGAGAAGUUGGACAUCACCCCUAAAAGCGCCCAGAAGAUUAAGCCUGUUCUGGAGCGCUGGAUGGCCGAGGCUGAAGCCCGCCACCGAUCCGGCAUGCAGAACCUGACUGAGUUUAUUGGGAGCGAGCCCUCGAAAAAACGCAAGCGGCGGACCUCUUUCACCCCGCAGGCGCUGGAGAUCCUCAACAGCCACUUUGAGAAAAACACGCAUCCCUCCGGACAGGAAAUGACGGAGAUAGCCGAGAAGCUGAACUAUGACAGGGAGGUGGUGCGUGUGUGGUUCUGCAACAAGAGGCAAGCCCUGAAAAACACAAUAAAGCGCUUGAAACAGCCCGACCUCGGCAUGGCCGCGCCAAUGGACCCGCUCACCGACUCUCUAGAGGAGCUCCCCAAGUGAACGAGCGAAAACGUGGCAGCCGUUAGAAACCAAGGCAAAGAAAAAUAAAAAGCGGACGAGGACUGAAAAAUGUUGCAGAGUCACCGGGAUGGAGGAAAACUUUGUGUUGUCAGUGUGAUCACCACAGUUCUGUAAAUGACCUCUGCGAAAACCAAAAACAUGAAAAAGAGAUUAAUAUGUGAGAAUUAUGUAAAAAAAAAAAAAUAUGGAAAAGAAAACAAUUACGGUUUGCUGUUUUAAGGAGUUUUAGAUCCAGAACGGUCUCCCUAAUUCUGGUUCAACACGAGGAGGGAUUUAGUAAAGAGAAACCAAAUCCAAACACUAUCUACCAAAGUCUGUUGCAUCUAACUGCUAAGAAUAAUUUUGUAAUGUAAAUGUGCUCUAAAUUUUUACAUUUGUACUGGCAAAAUCUAAGCUAUAUGUGUGAGUGUGAGUACACAUUUUAUCUUCUGUCUCUUACUUUUUCCUUCAUUGUUUGAAUGUAAAUAUUUAAAAAAGAAGAAAAAAAAUGUCUUCAGAUCGAAUCAAUGAUAAAGUUUUGGGACUAAAAAAUGAACCUUUGCUGUUGCAUUAUAAUGUUGUUUGCCUCCAGUUGUGUUUCAUCUAUAAAUAUUUUCAGCCACAGUGUAACUUUGUACAACUUCUACAGGUAUUUAUUGAUAACUGGAUGAAGGGGAGGAAGCGGAGGACUUUUAAAACGACGGUGGUGAUAAUGACGAGGGGUUUCGGUGUCGAGUCAUACUGCAGCUUUGUUUCUGUUGCCAAAGCCUGAAAGCCAAAGAACACACAAACUUCAGCUCAAGGACUGGGGGAGAUCUUUUCCUUUUUAUUUCUUUAUAAUCACUUGGCUUUCUGCCUCCUUUUUCUAAAGUGUUUUAAUCUGUGUUGGAAAAAAAAUUCAUGUCAAACAGCCUCAACUGUGUCUUCUGUAAUUUCUCAUCUCCACAACUUGUAAAAAAAAAAAAAAUGUUUAUUUUAUGUAGGUUUACCUCUGUAUGCUUUAACUGGACCACAGAUUUCAUCUCACAUCUUUGAACCAACACAUUAAUCUCUGUUUUUCCUGAAAAUGAACAUGCUGAGCCUUUUUAAUUUGCCCUAAUGCUUUUGAAAUGUGCAAGGUUGAAGCCUAAUCACCGAGCUCAUUCUUUGUUGUGUUUUUUUUUUUUUGAGUGUCUCACAAAACCUGUUCUUUUGUACAAAGAAUGGCGUUUUGCUUCUUUCAUAUUUUGAAUUCCUUUCAGCUGAGCAAAGGUCGCUUCUGUUAAGCGAAGCUUCAUUUCUGUUUCUUACACCUUUUUCAUUUAAACUGUCCUAAGGAGGUUAUCUUCCUACUACGAUUUAUUUUUCAUUUAGUGAUUCCUGAAAUUAUCUGAAUCCCUGAAUCUUUCAUUCAGUUUUUGUGUUGCGCCGUGCAACGCCUUGCAAAAGUCUUACUUCUCCUUUAGAUUUUUCUACAUUUUGCUACCCAGAGCAUCAUUUUGAAGCAGAAUGGAAGUUAUGCUUGAUUUACUUUUAUAAUAAACAUCUGAAAAAUGUGGCAUGCACAUAUUUACAAGUCCCAGAUUUUAAAAAGGUUGGUAGAAAUGCCAUUUCUCUGCCGUUACAGCCACAAUUCUUUUUGAGUACAUUUCUACCAGCAUUACAUUACCUACAGACUGAUUUGUUUCCCCUUUCUUCAUUGCAACAACAACUGCAGUGCAUUUGUGAACAUUAACUAUCAAGUAUUGCCAAAAACCUGAUUGCAUCCAUGUCACGGUCAAGACUCUCCAACCAUUUUCAAAAUACAAAUGGUUUAAAAUACAAAAACAGAGCAAUUUAAAACCUAGAAUUUCAGGUCUUUGGUUUUAUCUAACAAAUAAAAACUAAAUAAAACCGUUGUUAUAAGAGGAAGCUAUAACAUGAAAGCCUUUAUUAUUCCUUUUAUAAAUCAAAGCUCUUCUUAGCUCUAUGACAGAGCUGUCAACUAGUUUUCAUUUUGCAUGAAAGUCAAAAACUUCAACUUGAACUUGAUGUGUGCAACGACUGAUUUUCUAGUAUUUACAUUUGUUCAAAAAAAUAUUUUUACCAUCAUUUUCCUUCCACUCCACAAUCAUGACUUGCUUUGAGAUGGUCUACAACAUAAAUACUUUGAAGUAUGAGGUUAGUGAGGAGGCAAAAUGAGAAAAAAGUUGGAGCAGUAUUAAUAGUUUUUGCAAGGCGCUGUAUUUUCUUGUCAGAAAUAUCAGUCUUUCAGCCAAAGUCUCAAUCCGUCACUCCCUUCGGAUGUUUUUGCCCUCACAGGAACAGAAAAGAGGUGAAUGUUGAGGAUAAGUGUCACAUGUCAGAGCGAGUGAACUUAAUUUGAAGUGAGGCGAAAUUUGAUGCGAUUUAUUCAGAAUCAAGUGUCGGCUUGACGCACAUCCUUCCACGUCCAGGUCGCUUAUCUCUGCAUUUUUUCUUCUUUUUUUUUCCCCCCCUCGAUCCCGGUCUGAAGAAUUGCUGCAUCCUGUAAAUGUCAUAGAAAAACGGUUUGUUUUAAAAAGGCAUCCGUUUACCUCCACAGAUUUGUUCUGCUGCUUUCAUUGUAAACAAACAAUUUCAGGCAGAAGCCGGGCUGAGAAAAACUGCGAGGAGAAAAGUACACACGUGGAUCAGCGCCGAGGCUUAAAAGAAAAACACACACACACACACAAAAAAAAAAACAGCUGCAACCAAAACCAAGAGAAAUUUUAAAGAAGACACAGAAAGGAGUUAUGCCUUCACCCGACUUUUUAUCGCUGGACCAAAGCUCUAUAGUUAUGCACAUUGUACAGAGACAUAGAUUCAAGAUGUUGACAAUCUUUAAAAACACGAGCAGAGAGGAAACGAGCAGCAGGAACACAGAAGUUCAUCCGAGGUUUUCCUCAGUACUGCAAAUCAGAAAAAUGCCAUUCUGGCAAGCAGCUGUUCUGCACUGUGUCCAUGUUCACUGUUACAGCAGGGGGAAAGGCUUCUUCAUCCUUCCUUUGAUGCAUCGCUCUGUGUUAUAUGCAUUUCCUAUUGGGCCACGUUUGUUUUACUCUCAAUUUUUACAGCUCGUCAACAUGCGUAGAAGAAGAAAAAAUAUUGACAGCAGCGUUGGUUUUUAUUCAAUUUGAGAUUUCUUUUGUUUCUCGCCUACAAAACAAACACAGAAGCAACUUUUGUUAGCAGACAAAGAACUAGAAACCAAAGCUGAAGCGUCUCUGGAUGUUGGUUUUCUUUUCUUUGUGUAUUUUUUUUUUUUUAACAGACUGAAAACUGUAAUUAAUCUUUAGAGCAAUAUCUGUUUUGGUCAGUUUAAGCAGCACUUUGUGUAUUUCUUACAAAACAAAAGAGGAAAAAGAUUAUUUAAAAAACAAAAACAAGGAAGCUUCAAGUCUGUCACAUUG
This is a messenger RNA of Gambusia affinis (western mosquitofish), 5648 nucleotides long. It is a transcript of the gene pou6f2, whose product is annotated as POU class 6 homeobox 2. The transcript is spliced from 11 exons. Gene Ontology annotation, biological process: regulation of transcription by RNA polymerase II. NCBI's taxonomy places the organism in Eukaryota, Metazoa, Chordata, Actinopteri, Cyprinodontiformes, Poeciliidae. The record is from RefSeq and is a predicted model, not a curated record. Gene Ontology annotation, molecular function: DNA-binding transcription factor activity, RNA polymerase II-specific; RNA polymerase II cis-regulatory region sequence-specific DNA binding. Bases 256 to 2259 code for a protein of 667 amino acids.